GUGCACCACAAUGUCCAUCACAACGUCCAUCACAACGUACAUCACGACGUACAUCACAGUGUGCAUCACCAUCAUGCACGUAUUGAACCAGAGCCCUGUUUGCAACGCCGUCUUUGGUGCGACGACCGACCAUGCAUCGGAGUCCGCAUUGACAACGACUCGUGGUACCAGCAGCGUCUUCACGACUUGCGAGCUUCGGUUGGUCGUGUUGGUGCCUUUUGCAGAGGCAGCCGGACACCUUGUCACUCAGCUGGAGGACUACAGUGGAAUGCUAAAGUCGUGGAACAUCAGUCAAGUUGGAGAGAAGGAAAUGCUUCUAAGCAGGGAAGUAAUGCUGCCGGGCACGUGCGCACGUCCAGAGAUUCGCGUGAAGCUCUUUUGCGAAGAUCCUCAAGCUGUUUGUGAUGCUCAGAGGGCCGACGUCCACUUUGGAGUCCAUGGACGUGGCAUCGAAGUCACGAGGUUUGAAGCCGGAAAAGUUCUGGGAAGUUUCCGUGCUUUGACUACAACAUGCACGGGCAUUGGGCUGGCGACAAAGAGUGCACUAUGUGUUGACUCUGCCCGCGGUGAUGUCAAAACACAUGAAGCCUCUGUGGCCCAUCGCCUCUCCACCCCUUUGCAUGCAGCGCCGUCUCAGAAUACGCAGCGCGGCGAUGUGAAUGUGACCUCGGCCCAGGCUCUCUCCGAGGAUAAGUUCCAUGUGGGUGCUCUCAUGACCUCUCCGAGCACUCAGCAAGAGCUGCUGCCUUUCCUUCAGGCAGCCGGACAGUCAGAUUGGCCCCCACUCAUGACCUUGAGUCGUGGAGCCCAAGAAACGUUGCUGUCGAACGGCGUUUGUGCCAUACCGUUGGAGAAGAUUUAUUCUCAGGCUUCUUGGACGCCGGCAGUGGUACGAAGAAAGUUUGAGACUUUGGCUGGCUUCUCGCUCCUACUUGCGCUACUCGCCCUUUUCAUAUCCUUCAGUAUCCACUGUUCCUGGAUGCUCCAAGGGCAAACUAUGGUGUCUCAGCAAGUUCUGCCUGCUUCGCAUCAUCGAGCAGCUUUGGAAGCUUCUCGUUACAUUGCGAAGAACUUGAUCGAGCUGCAGAAGUUCAGAGAUCCUAUCGGAUGGAAGAUGGCUUUCGUGGGAGAUUCCCUGUUGUCUGGUUUCCUGCUGACUCGCGUCAUGAAAGGUCAGAAGAGAGAGCUGAAAGCCGAAGCCAUCCAGGAGAUGAAGGAAAAGGUCCAGAAGGAGACCGAGACUGUGGACCGCGAGGACACAGUCCCUAUGCUGCAGCAGAAGAUUCGACCAACAGUUGCCCUGAUGAUGGAGAAGCGCCCUGCUUCGGCUGCGGCGAAGCCCAUGGCUGCAGACAAAGUCUCCUUCACGAGCAUCUCCAAGCGUGGAGGCCGCAUCCACAAGAUCUGCAUGGUCAUGGUGUCGUCGCCGGAGAAGGACUACCUGGAGACUCGACUGAAGGAGCUGUUUGCCGAGCAGGAUCAGCGAGUCAUGGACAUGAUGAACCAGGUGAUGCAACAUGUGAUGUCAGUUCAGCAGGUGCCCAGCGAUGCGAUUCUGCCGGGCGAGGGCGACGAGGCGUCAGCUGUUGAAAGGCGUGGACUUUAUGCCGGCGGCAGUCUGACAUUGGGCACUGGCUGGGACUUUCUUGACCCUCGCCAUCGUGAAGCGGCUUUGAAGCUCAUUCGUCGCUCCAAACCCUAUGUCCUCAUUCUGGCAUUUCCCUACAACGUUUGGUCUUUGCUUCAGAAUUUGAAUCCUACUGCUGAUUUGCAGGCCAAGAGGAAACAGGCAGAAGUGUUGGUGAUUCUUGCCAUAGAAGCUGCCCUUUUACAUUUGCGAGGUGGUCGGCGCUUCUUGAUUGAGAAUCCAGCUACGUCAGCUGCUUGGAAUCUUGAUGCGGUUUUAGACUUUCGCAACCACUCUGAUGUGCUGGAGGUCGUGCUUGACAUGUGCCGCUUUGGUUUGAAAGGACAUGGUGGUGAAUUGCACAAAAAGGCCCCUCGAUUUUUGACUUCAUCGCAGGCCUUGGUGUCAGCUUUUCUUGAAAGGCGAUGCAGAGGUGACCGCAAACAUGCCUGGGUGAUGGGUGGUUCCAAAAUCACUUCAGUUGCGGGUCACUACACCCCUGAGUUCUCAGACGCUGUUGUGGAGGCCUUCAUGACUCAGUAUGACUUCGAGCAGGCAUUGGCUCAAUGUCACAGCGCUUUUGUCGUGGAUGCAGAGUCUACGGCUGAGCAUGACCAUGGUCAGGUCACGCUGCGGAAGUGCAACCCCCAAAGCAACUCGCCUGUCCUUUUUGUGCUUUUUCCACGCCCCUGCCAAGCCUUGCAAAAACAUAUUGUUUCGCAUUUUGACAAUCCUGCACAAGUUUCUCAGUUGCAAGCUCAGCCUCGGCAGAGGCACAAAAACACGCCCGUCACCACACUGUCCUCUUUCUGGGGUUCAAAGACAGGGCAGUCACCAGUGAGUGCUGCAGUGCAGUCAGACAUUUCCAAUUGCGCAGCAUGGUGGAAACUUAGCCCAGAGGAAGAGGCUGCUGAAAUUGCAGACCUGUACUGCCAUUCUCCAUUGGUGCCGUCAGAUGUUUCACAGUGCGCAGCCUGGUGGAAACUUAGCCCAGAGGAAGAGGAAGCUGAAAUUGCAGACCUGUACUGCCACUGUCCACCAGAUUCCACCAGUGCAACCGGAUGUUUCAAAUUGUGCAGCAUGGUGGAAACUUGGCCCAGAGGCAGCGCCGAACCCCGCUCACAGAGGCGCCGGACCGGCGCAGGAGGAGAGGCCGACUUGGAACAGGAGACCGAGAAAGCAGAGGUGACCACUCAUGCCAACGCAAUCACGGAUCCCAAAGAACUGGAGGCUAUGGUGCUGGUGUGCAACAUGCGCCCGGCAUACAACAAAGAAUGGGUGAGGGUCCAGCUCAAGGUGGAACAGCCUGUGGAACCCAUAGCCCAAGCUCUCGAAGCAGCAUGUCGGAACGUUGGUGGUGAACAAAAGCAUGGUACAGCUCCCAGAGGGUUGAGCAGCGGUGGACUCGUGUUGCUCUCCUCGGAUCACUCAGUGGAUCCCUUGCGGUGCUUCAGCCAUCGAAGCUGCAAAGCAGCUGAAGUGUUCACUCGUCUUCCAGCCGUGAAUUUGUUUCCACCGCCUUUGGCGCCUGGUGCGAUUCCAAGAGAGCAAUUUGUCAGACGCAUGCAGUUAGCAAUGCUACCAGCUACCGAAAUGCAAGCAGCAAUGGCAGAGGCCAUCGCAGCUUACGACUCCGACGUCAGUGAAGCUGGAGUGAGCCCAUUGCAACUGGUGACACGUCGCAAUCCUAGAGCAACUGGCAAUGUCCUCAACAACUUUGCCGGUCGGUUGGCUGAGCACUCAUUGAUCGAGGCCAAUCCAUCGAUGGCCAAACAGGUUGCAAUGUGUGAAUCAGCAAGAGUGGCUGUGGUGCGAUUGCACUACAGCCAUGGCCUCAGACAAGCCGAACUGGCCAGAAGUCGGCGAACGACAGCCGAGCAAGCGCCUGAGCCAGGCGACCUGGUUUUCUUUUGGCGUGCCCAAAAAUAUCAGUCCAAGAAGACAGUGCUUCAGGUCGACCAACUCGUCGCCUUCAAUUUCGCCGUUGGCCCGGGCCUGGCCUUCUUGAGGGAGAUGAAGCGCUUAGCAGUAUGCUUGCUUCUCCGGGAGCAUCCGCUGAUAUUGAGUUCGGCAUCAAUGCAAUCAGCGAUGAAUCGAGCCCGAUCCAUUGACUCUGACCGUGGAGUAGACAUCAAGCGCAGUGCAUCUCAAAAGCUUGACAAGCCUGAAGGAGAUGCGUCAGCUGGAGUUGAGGUGGAAGGGCCCCCUGGGGCCGGGAUGGAUCGGCGUGCUCCUUUAGACAAUGUGGAGAACGAUCAUGGGUCUUGGGAUGGUCGCUGGGCAUUUCUUUGUGAGCGUGACUGGGAGACUCCCAGGAAAGAACUCUGGAAAGAAGCAGCCAUAGCUGGUUGGAAUGCCCAUGUGGAUAACAAUGCAAUUCAACUGCUGUCAAUGGAGGAAUCCAGAGAGGUGCGAAGAGAUCUUGCCCGACGAGGACAGCUAUGUCGAGUGCUGAAAGGCAUUCUUGGUCUUGCGGAUGCACCUCGAGAGUGGUGGCUGAGACUUUCAAGAGCUAUAGAGGAGAACGGAUGGACUCGCACAUUGAUUGACGGAGCCAUGCAGUGUUUGUGGUUGGUCAAUGAUGCGGGCAAAAAGGUGCUUAAAGCCAUUGUGGUGGCCCACGUGGAUGAUUUGUUGUUUGCUGGCAGCAUGCUGGGCAAGGAAUACCACUCCAAUCUCCAGGAGACAGUCCUCGAGAAACACAGGAAGUCAGAUCCUUUCAGCCUCUUGAACGAACACGAGGCCAAAAGGUUGAGAGCCCUGCUAGUAAGUUUGCAAUGGUUGGUAGCACAAUUACGCUUCGAUGUGGGCUAUGGAGUAUCAACACUUCAGGGUGAGCAUCCACCCACCAUAGCUACAGCUUUGUGCGCCAACGCCCUGGCUCGAGAGCUCAAAUCUACUCACCAGUUCGACUUGACCUUCAAACCAAUCAACUAUCGCACUGGCAGAAUGGUGGUGUCAGAUGCAUCUUUGGGCAGCGUGAAGCGCAACGGCUCUGAUCAGGGUGAACCCAUCACCAAGGUUUGCUCUCAAGUCUCAAGGUUGCUAUUUUGCUUUGUUGGGUGCUUUGUGGCAACAAUCCUCGGCUUUGACAUGCUGGGUAGAAAAGCGGAGACCGCAAUGAAUGCUGUACCGAUGACAGUGGCGGUUGAUGCCAAGGAUGUCAAUGACAAGGGCAACUCAGACACGGCAAGUUAUGGAAGCCAAAAAGUCUUUAGCGUUCACUGUGGCAUGGAUUCGUUCAGUGCUGAGAAGACGACCUAUGGUCGAUUUGAUGUAAGUCAAACUCAAAAGGUUUGGCAGAAAUCAGAGAACGCGGUGAAUAUGUCAGAUCUUCCAAACCCGCAUGCGUUGAUUGGACGCACA
Cladocopium goreaui is the source of this 4993-nucleotide messenger RNA. Lineage: Eukaryota; Dinophyceae; Suessiales; Symbiodiniaceae. The record is from the annotation of a GenBank genome assembly.